UGGAGAUUGAAGAGUACCAUACUAAUAACUAUCGAUCACAUCCGGAGAUGGGAAGCACGAUCAGCCGCAGCAGUGGUGGAAUUGGCCGGUACAGAUACUGCAACGGUCAAAUUGAUGGCUUAGUCGGCAGUGGCGGUGGCGGUGGGAGCCACAUGAAUAAUAAUAACUCUUUGCCUUCCUCUUCAUCGCUUAGCCUCAGCCAAGUGUCGGAGGAGCUUAAGAGACUUACAUCCACUAAAAGUUCCUACAAUGGGCUCAGAUUCAUUAGUAAUGAAAAACAAGGCUGGGAUGACAUCGAGAAAAGAUUCCAGAAAUAUGCUAAUAUUGAUGAUGGACUACUCCAUAGAUCGCUUUUCGGUAAAUGCAUAGGGAUGGAUGAUGAGGAAGAUAAGAAUCCGAGGAGUAGGUUCGCGAUGGAGUUGUUUGAUGCAUUAAUCGCUAGAAAAAGAAGUGAAAAUGUUUCUUCAAUAGACAAAGCUGAGCUACGGAAGUUUUGGGAUCAAAUCACAGAUGAAAGCUUCGAUUCAAGGAUGCAAACUUUCUUUGACAUGGUGGACAAAGAUAUAGACGGCCUAAUCAACAAGGAAGAUGUUAAAAACAUUAUUGAGUUUAGUGCUAGUGAGAAUAAGUUACUUAACAUUUACGAACAUGCUGAAGAAUAUGCAACACUUAUUAUGGAAGAACUAGACCCCAACAAAAUUGGCAAAAUUGAGUUGAAGAAAUUGGAAGAUCUAUUUCAUCGAAGCAUGGCGCCGAGCUCAAGGAAGGUCAAAGAGAAGUUAGUCGAGACAACUGUAGAGUCCAACACCAUAAACCGAUACCACAAACGGGUCAAACACCUCGUAAACAACAUCCGGAGACAUAAUUGGAUUUUAGAGGAAAAUUGGAGACGUAUUUGGGUGAUGGGGUUGUGGCUGGCCAUUUGUGCAUGCCUUUUUACGUGGAAGUUUAUUCAGUACAGGAAUCGAGCUGUGUUUGAAGUGAUGGGCUAUUGUGUUACCACUGCUAAGGGUGCUGCCGAGACUCUCAAGUUCAACAUGGCUCUAAUUCUCUUACCUGUUUGUAGAAAUACCAUAACUUUGAUCAGGACCGAGACAAAGUUGGGAGCACUCAUUCCCUUCAAUGACAAUAUUGAGUUUCACACGGUAAUCGCUGGUGGGAUUGCAAUUGGAGUUGGUGUACAUGCAUUGGCACAUUUAACUUGUGAUUUUCCAAGGCUGCUGCAUGCAACAGAUGAGGAAUACCAGCCAAUGGCGCAAUUCUUUGGGAAAGAACGACCCAACAACUACUGGUGGUUCUUGAAGGGCACAGAAGGGUGGACCGGUUUGGUUAUGGUGGUCUUAAUGGCUAUAACUUUCACCUUAGCACAGUCCUGGUUCCGUAAAAAUAAAUCAAAGCUACCCAAGGCCCUAAGGUUAUGGUACUCUCACCACUUGUUUGUCAUUGUUUACGUCCUCUUUCUCGUUCACGGUUAUUAUCUCUACUUCAUUGACAAGUGGUACAAAAAGACUACAUGGAUGUAUGUGCUUGUUCCAAUCCUUUUGUAUGUCUGUGAACGUUCAAUUCGUGCAUUUAGGUAUGGGUUCCAAGCAGUGAAAAUUCUAAAGUUUAAAGUGUAUCCUGAAAAUGUUCUAGCCUUGCAAAUGCUGAAACCUAGAGGAUUUGAAUACAGUAGUGGACAAUACAUAUACUUGAAUUGUUCGGCUAUAUCUCCUUUUGAGUGGCAUCCUUUUUCACUUACUUCGGCUCCUGAUGACGAUUACUUGAGUGUCCAUAUUCGCGGAUUGGGUGACUGGACAAAAGAGCUCAAUUCCACUUUCUCAAAAUUACCUGAUAUAAACUUACCUCCAAUAUCUAGUAAUCAAAGUAUCGUUGAUGGGCAAGUCAAUAAAAUUCCAAGGCUCCUAAUCGAUGGGGCGUACGGUGCGCCAGCGCAAGACUAUAAACAGUACAAAGUUAUCCUUCUCAUAGGAGGUGGAAUUGGAGUGACUCCUCUUAUGAGCAUUGUAAAAGAUGUGCUUAAUAACAGGAAGCAAUACAAAGAGGACGAAAAAGACUUAGAGAAGGGAAUUAAUAAUUGCAAUAAUAAAAAGAAGAAGAGAAAGCCAUUUGCCACGAAACAAGUCUACUUCUACUGGAGCACUCGUGAUGAAGGGUCGUUCAAGUGGUUCAAGGAGGUGAUGGAUGAAAUCACUGAGAACGGGAAUGAUGGUGUUAUUGAGGUCCACAACUACUGUACUAGUGUUUAUGAAGAAGGAGAUGCUCGCUCUGCUUUUAUCUCUAUGCUUCAAACUCUUUAUCACGCCAAAAAUAAUGGACUUGAUAUUGUGUCAAACACAGCAGUUAAAACCAAUUUCGGAAGACCAAAGUGGUAUAAUGCUUUCAAGAACGUAGCAGCAAAACACGCCAACCAACAAAUUGGUGUGUUUUAUUGCGGUGUGGCAGGCCCAGUUCGAGAAUUGAUGAACCUAUGUCGAGAGUUUUCUAUAAGAGACACGAAAUUUGUUUUUCACAAAGAGAAUUUCUAACUUCAACGAAUGCAUAUAUUAUAUCUACAUAUACAAUAUUCAGAAUCGGAAUAAAGUAAUGGAGAAAUGUAAUAAAAUAAAUAAAGAAUAAUCGGAAUCGAUAUUUAUAAUAUGUUGUUUACUAAAACUGCUUGAAAAUAGAAUGAUAAUGAAUUAUCUUAUUUACUUUGUUAGGAAACAUAAUCAAAAUGCUCAAAUUUGCUAAAUUAUCAUUUUGAGUUAAUUAUU
Molecule: messenger RNA, 2756 nt
Organism: Cannabis sativa
Lineage: Eukaryota; Viridiplantae; Streptophyta; Magnoliopsida; Rosales; Cannabaceae
Product: respiratory burst oxidase homolog protein B
Exons: 12
Coding region: 48-2528 (826 amino acids)
Cellular component (GO): plasma membrane
Molecular function (GO): peroxidase activity; calcium ion binding; NAD(P)H oxidase H2O2-forming activity
Source: RefSeq, a predicted model, not a curated record